AGUACAGACACAAUUUUCCUGCUAAGAAAGUUUUUAUGUUCUCUAUGUCAUUAAAUUAUCAAACUUCUUUACACACCCUGUCUGUCUCUGUGACCUUGCAAUUUUUGCAGUAACAAAACCUUAACUCUUUAAAACCUUUAUGGCUGCUUCCUGGCCUAGGUGCUAGCCCAUUUAUGAAAAACCACACAAAUCUUUAGUUUGGUUGAUUCAGGAAAUGGGUUCUCAGAUAAGGCUUCUGGGUCUGUGUUUAUGGAUGUAUUUGGUAAGCUUCAGAUUCAUUGGAGUGAAUGCUCUGAAUGAAAGAGGAGUUGAAGCUGUUAAAGGGAUUGUUUUUAUUCAUGGGAAAUCUGCUAUUGGUAAGAUUGAUGAUGAUUUUAUCUGUGCAACUCUGGAUUGGUGGCCUCCUCAGAAAUGCGACUAUGGAAAAUGCAGUUGGGGUCAUGCUUCUCUGCUCAAUCUGGACCUCAACAACAAAAUUUUGUUGAAUGCAGUAAAAGCCUUUUCACCCUUGAAAAUUAGAUUGGGUGGCACGUUGCAAGAUAGGGUCACAUAUGGGACUGAAGAUAAUCGGAAACCCUGUAUUCCUUUUGUUUGGAACACUAAGGCAAUGUUUCGUUUCACUGAAGGGUGCUUACCGAUGCAUAGGUGGGAUGAGCUAAACAGCUUUUUCCAAAAAGCAGGGGCUAAGGUUAUCUUUGGAUUAAAUGCUCUUGCUGGAAAAUCUGGAACUGCUGGUUCUGCUGUUGGACCUUGGAACCACUCCAAUGCUGAAUCUUUUAUACGUUACACAGUAAGAAAGAAGUACACCAUUCAUGGUUGGGAACUUGGCAAUGAAUUGUGUGGGAAUGGAGUUGGAACAAGUGUUUCUGCAGAUCAAUAUGCUUCUGAUGUAGCUGCUUUACGAUACAUAGUUCAAAAUGCAUAUAGAGGAAUUGAGCCAAAGCCACUUGUCAUUGCACCUGGAGGCUUCUUUGAGGCAAAUUGGUUCAAGGAAUUUGUUAGCAAAUCGGGUGAAUCUGUAGAUGUGGUCACCCACCACAUUUAUAACCUUGGAGCAGGAGUUGAUGACCACCUAACUGAUGAAAUUCUCAAUCCUUCCUUUCUUGAUGGGGUGGCCAGCACAUUCAGCAGCCUUAAAAAUAUACUUCAAAGUUCAGCAAACUCAGCAAAAGCAUGGGUUGGUGAGGCAGGUGGGGCUUACAAUAGUGGGCAUCAUCUUGUGUCUGAUGCAUUUGUCUACAGCUUCUGGUAUUUGGAUCAGCUUGGCAUGUCAGCUUCUUAUGACACCAGAACGUACUGCAGACAGACUUUGAUAGGAGGAAACUAUGGUUUACUGAAUACUAGUACUUUCGUGCCAAAUCCAGACUAUUAUAGUGCUCUUCUUUGGCACCGACUCAUGGGAGGACGUGUCUUGUCAACUACCUUCAUUGGGACAAAGAAGAUAAGAGCCUAUGCACACUGUGCAAAGGAAUCUAAAGGAAUCACAAUACUAUUACUCAACUUGGACAACAGCACCACUGUUCAAGCCGAAGUGGCCAUAAAAUACACUGAGAGUUUGUGGCACAGAAAGAGGUCUCGUAAUUCAAAUUUUACUAAGCUACCUUACCCUCGUGUGAGUGAACCAGCCAGAAAAGAGUACCAUUUAACAGCAAAGGACGGGAAUUUACAUAGCCAAAUCAUGUUACUAAAUGGAAACAUUCUGACUGUAAACUCAGCUGGUGAUAUUCCCCCCUUGAAUCCUAUAUAUGUAGACUCAUCAAAGCCAAUAAUAGUUGGUCCUCUCUCAAUUGUAUUUGCCAAUAUACCAGAUGUUGUUCUUCCAGCUUGCAGCUAGCUCAGUGGCACUAGGCGAAACCGAAAAUUGGUUUCACUUGGUUGUUGAGAAAAUAAGAGAUAAAAUACAUGGAAAAUAUCUUCAUUUUCAAUUUCUUGGUGAUAAUUGCCCAUUUUUUUUGUGGGGGGUCAAGCACUAGGACUUUGAUUGGUUUUGUUUGUUACCCAAUG
Messenger RNA from Gastrolobium bilobum, 2004 nucleotides. Its product is annotated as heparanase-like protein 3. Lineage: Eukaryota; Viridiplantae; Streptophyta; Magnoliopsida; Fabales; Fabaceae. Gene Ontology annotation, cellular component: plant-type cell wall; membrane. The record is from RefSeq and is a predicted model, not a curated record. Gene Ontology annotation, molecular function: beta-glucuronidase activity. Bases 215 to 1834 code for a protein of 539 amino acids. The transcript has 9 exons.